CCACCAUGCUGAAGUCAAACAAGACAAUAGUGAUAGUGGCCCUGGGAGUUCAGUCAGUUGUUUUCAUCUGCUUCCUCGCUCAGCUUCACAGCAGCUAUUCCCCCCAGGAAAAGAAGCCAGCUCAGGUGCACAUCCUCAUUCUCUCCUCCUGGCGGUCAGGAUCUUCCUUCACUGGCCAGCUCUUCAGCCAGCACCCUGAUGUCUUCUACCUGAUGGAGCCUGCCUGGCACGUGUGGACAGCCAUGUACCGGAACAGGGCCAAAGUCUUACAGAUGGCAGCACGUGACCUCAUCAGGUCUGUCUUUCUGUGUGACAUGUCUGUGUUUGAUGCCUACAUGUCUACCCAGAGGAAUAAAUCUGAUUUAUUUCAGUGGGAGGCCAGUCGGGCCCUGUGCUCCCCCCCUGCAUGUGACCACUUCCAGCGCAACCACAUCAUUUCCAAAACUGCCUGCAAGACCCUUUGUGGCAAGUACCCAUUCAGCAAGGUGGAGGAAGCUUGCAAGACCUAUAGCCACACAGUCAUCAAGGAGGUCCGGUUCUUUGAUCUGACAGUUCUCUAUCCCCUGCUCAUUGACCCCUCCCUGAAUCUCAAAAUCAUUCACUUGGUUCGUGACCCCAGGGCUGUGUUCCACUCUCGUGAGAAAACAUUGGCUGCUCUGAUGUACGACAGUAACAUUGUGGUGGGGCCCCAGAAUAACCAAGGGGAGAGGGGGCCCUACAAUGUGAUGCAGGAAAUCUGUAAAAGUCACAUCCGGAUUUACACUGAAGGCAGCCAGGCCCUUCCCAGCUUCCUCAAAGGCCGCUACAUGCUGGUGCGCUAUGAAGAUAUUGUCAAUGAUCCCCUGGCAAAGGCUGCACAGAUAUAUAAGUUUGCAGAGCUCCACUUCACACCCAAACUUCAGGUGUGGGUGUACAAUAUCACUCAUGGGAAAGGCCUGGGGACGCAGGCCUUUGACAUUGGCUCCAGAGAUGCAGUGAAUGUAUCCCAGGCCUGGAGGAAGAACCUGCCCUUCCAGAAAAUAGCAAAGUUGCAAAAUGUGUGCAAAGAUGCCAUGGACCUAUUGGGUUAUCGACUAGUGAUGUCUGAGGAAGAACAGAAGGAUAUGGCACUGAACCUGUUAUUUACCGAGAGCCUUCUACCCAGUGACACGGGGAACUGAAUGCAGAAAAUUUGCCUCCUGUUUGUCAGCUGAAGGCUGCAGAAUUUAGAACUGUGUGCACAAGUGAAAAUGUGUGUGUGUGCACGCACACGUGUACAGAGUGAUAAUAGCACCUGAAACAGAGCACAGUUGGAGGCAGUGAGAUCACUGCUAACUUUCUUCCCUGCCUAACUCUGCUCUGCAGUCUCCACACUAAAAGACCCAGCAGCAAAGCAAACCUUGCUUUUUCUGUUUAGGUGGGACAGUAAUAGGAGAAAACGCAAUUGAGAGGGAACAGCACAUCCAAGUAACAGGACCCAAAAGAGUCAGAAAUCUCCCAGAAGGCCAAUUUAAUUAAACACCAAUAAAACCACAAUUAGCAGGUGUUUUCCUGGAGACCAGAUGGCACAAUGAGUGUCAGAC
Messenger RNA from Chelonoidis abingdonii (Abingdon island giant tortoise), 1562 nucleotides. It is a transcript of the gene CHST4, whose product is annotated as carbohydrate sulfotransferase 4. NCBI's taxonomy places the organism in Eukaryota, Metazoa, Chordata, Testudines, Testudinidae. The record is from RefSeq and is a predicted model, not a curated record. Gene Ontology annotation, cellular component: Golgi membrane. Gene Ontology annotation, molecular function: N-acetylglucosamine 6-O-sulfotransferase activity. Gene Ontology annotation, biological process: N-acetylglucosamine metabolic process; carbohydrate metabolic process; sulfur compound metabolic process.